Molecule: messenger RNA, 2064 nt
Organism: Vanrija pseudolonga
Lineage: Eukaryota; Fungi; Basidiomycota; Tremellomycetes; Trichosporonales; Trichosporonaceae
Gene: Pcsk5
Product: Proprotein convertase subtilisin/kexin type 5
Exons: 9
Coding region: 16-2064 (682 amino acids)
Source: RefSeq, a predicted model, not a curated record
CAACGGUGACGAGGUAUGCGCCCCGUCAGGAUGUAUCUCCGGAUCUUCCUCAUCUCUUCCAAUACCGGAACGUCUCUCAUCCCCGGCACCUACUCUCUCUCCAACCUCAGACCCACCUCACCGCUCCAUGCGAACAUCACCACCUCGCCCCAGUUGACCGUUUCGCCCCCGCUGACGCCGGUGGCGUUCACCGGCGUAAACUAUUACGGCCAAGCGUCGAUCCUCAGCAACACCUCCAGAUCGCCGGGAGCUUGGAGGUCUGCCUUCCUCCCUGACGGGUGGUACGCGCUCUCCGGCCCCGGCCAGGCGGCGUGGGGUUCGAUACCUGAUCGGUCGCAGCUGCCUGGUGGCGGCGGGAUCCAGUCGUUUGGUUCUGCCAUGUGCGACCCACCUUGCGCGUCCGGUGGUAUCUGUGGCUCUAGCAUAAACGGCGCCGCAACAUGCUCCUGCUCGCCUGGGUUCACUGGUGCGGCGUGUGACACAUGUUCACCUGGCUUCUUUGGUUCAGCUUGCUCGCCUUGUACGACCAGCUGUGCGCACUGCCACGAUGGUCUACAGGGCAGUGGGGCAUGUCUCGGCACAUCAACGACGCCCUUACAAGAGUGCAAUUGUGCCCAUGGAACCUGCCUCUCUAGCAGCAGUUGUGACUGUGCUGCUGGAUGGUCGUCGUCCGCCAACUCGACUCAGAAGUGCAAUACCUGUGCCACUGGAUUCUACCAGGACGCCAGUGGAAGCUGCCUCGCCUGCCCACUUUCUUGCACGGCGUGCUCCCUCCAGGCGGGGUCAAACAUGCCGACGUGCACCUCCUGCGUCAGCAGCUUCACUUUAGCGACAACCAUUCCGGCAACAUGCAACCCUUCGCCCUUGUGCACUGGCGGGCAAUACUGGAACACGACCAGUAGCUCGUGUGGAAGCUGUUCUCCCCAUUGUUCCUCCUGCACUGGGCCACUGCCGAGCGACUGCCUCACCUGCUCCGACCCUCGAGUCAGACUCCAUGGUGACUGCGUCGCAUAUGACUCGAGUAGUGGCAUUUGUGACUCGCGCCUGAGCGGCUUGAAUGGGACGUAUGUCGUCGACAACGCGCAAGGAGCGUGCAACUCUUGUCCUGGCGGGUGCAAGGACUGCCACAUUCCGGGCUACUCGCCACAGUCGACCUAUGCUUCACUCGUCUGCACCACUUGUCAGGACGGCUGGCUCCUCGAGGGAAACAAGUGUGUUGAGACUUGCUCGGAUGGGUACUUCGCCCCACAAGGGUUAGGAAAGACCGGCACUUGUCAAGCCUGUGACUCGACCUGUCGAACGUGUGCUGGCUCUGCAACCAGUUGCAUAGCCUGCAAUGCAGGCUUUGCGUCCAACGGAGCCAACGCGAUCGCAGGAAAUGGCACCUGUACACUAUGCCACCCCGACUGUGCGACCUGUACCGCUGCCUCGGCAGGUGCGUGCAAGACCUGCCCUUCAUCACGACCCGUCCUCUCGAACGGCCGUUGUCUUCCUUACUGCCCCAAGGGCCUGUACUGGAACGCCGGGUCGGGUCUGUGCACGGCAUGCGACGCGUCGUGUAGCUCGUGCCAGUCGUCUGGCGGUACCUCCUGCACUGGCUGUCACGACGGCUACAUCUUAUCGUCUGGAACCUGCACGCCGGCAACCUGUGUGGGCCCCUUUGCGCAAGGCCUCGGCAUCUGCCUCUCCUCGCUGGUCGACACGAACCAUGGCAAGUUUGCCCUCUUCGCCCUCUUGCUGCUCAUCCCCCUCCUCGCCAUCCCGUUCAUAUGGUGCAUCCGACGUGAACGAGCAAAGACACGAGCAGCUACGGCAAACUUUGCCGCAAAGCUGGACGAGCGCGCCGUCGGCCGGACUGAGCGCCUUCGCGCUCAGUGGAGAGGUACCCAGUUCUUCAGCCGGUUCUGGGGCGACGGAAACGGCGACGACCCGGAAGCGAGGCGCAAAUCGAAACUCAAGGAGCUGAUCCUCAAGCCCAAGUUCAAGGGCGACAACAUUGAGCUUAAGGCAAAGGUUGGCGCGCCGCAGCAGCACGAGACGUGGUUCUACCCGUCUCCACCUUGA